AUGGCAUUUCGGCCAACUCAUGCAGGAGAUGCAUCAGCACCAGGUGCUGGUCAAGGACCUGGUAGUUCAAGACGUUUAGCUCAACAGCAGGCACAAAUUGACGAAGUUGUGGAUAUAAUGAAGGAAAAUAUUGAUAAGGUGUUAGAACGUGAUAAAAAUUUGUCACUUCUCGAUGAUCGAGCUGAUAAAUUACAAAGUCAUGCAGCUCAAUUUGAGCAACAAGCAGGAAAAUUAAAAAACAAAUUUUGGUUACAAAAUAUGAAGAUGAUGAUUAUUAUGGGAAUUGUUGGUACUAUUUUUAUUGGUGUAGUAGGAGCGUACGUUUAUACAAAUUAUAAAGCAGUUGCACCUGCGUUUCCAUCGAUUGAUGUAGGAGGAACGACUACUCCAUCGGUAAAAGAUGAAUUACCGAAAGUAUCUGCUGCUCCCAUAACUACACCAAUUGAAGAAAAGGUGACAACAAAACGGCCCAGACGUCGACGAAAGAAAACAACAAUAACACCUAAUCCAGCCGGUUCAACAGUAGUAUCAACAAACAAAAGUGAUGAAUCCAAUAAUGGACAAGAUACUUCGAAAACUGUUCUGAAAAGAAUCAUUCGUUCACUUAUACAAUAG
Molecule: messenger RNA, 615 nt
Organism: Rotaria socialis
Lineage: Eukaryota; Metazoa; Rotifera; Eurotatoria; Philodinida; Philodinidae
Source: the annotation of a GenBank genome assembly